Molecule: messenger RNA, 810 nt
Organism: Protopolystoma xenopodis
Lineage: Eukaryota; Metazoa; Platyhelminthes; Monogenea; Polystomatidea; Polystomatidae
Source: the annotation of a GenBank genome assembly
AUGAUCCUGAGCAUGGCGUUGCAGACAGCCUCGCCUCCACGGGGCAGAGGCGACGCUUCCGCCCUCCAGACCUCGAACCAGGCCGCCUGGACCGAGUGUCCGGCUGUCCGGAGCCCUGGCGACAGUCCCUACCAGCCACAGCAACAGCGCCAGCAGACGCACCUCACUAGACCGCAGAGCAUGGCCCUCCAGUCGUCGGGCGACACGAGCCAAGCGGCCGGCUGUGGCGUCCUCACUUCGGCGUCGCAGCUCGAGCUUCCGCAUCUCGUCGCGACCGUUCGACAGGCCGCGUCCCCCCAGUCUCCGGGGCUGCCUCUGGCGGUGCAUCGUCCGCAGCUCUUCGUCGCUCCGCGGCCCAGCAAGGCCGUCAUCGGGUUCGCCAACCCGCCGUCCGGGCCGCUGCCUCCCGGCGCCGAGGGCAGAUGCGCAACCCUGGGCAGACGACCCCGAGCCGGCCAGACCGAAGGCUACGGCUUGCCGACCAGUUUGAGCCAAUUGCUCUACUCGCACGAGUCGGCCCUUCCAGCUGCCUCGCCGCUGCCCUCCGGCAUCGUCUGUCCGCAGCCUCCGCCCUCCACUUUGCUCUCUCGGUCACCAUCCCUGUCGCCGAGGGGACAAGGCCCGCCCGAGAAGAACACCACUGACCGGCGCCAUGGCAGCCACUCUUGCUUGACUCGAGACGCCGGAGACAGCCCCACCGGCUCAGACGAGGGCAGGAGUCGGGAGGCAAGCCUUCGCCUCUGCCAAUCGGCGUAUCGGUUUGACAAUCUUCGGUCGAGAAAUCGUCUCUGCGGCUCACGGGCUGAAAAU